Molecule: messenger RNA, 384 nt
Organism: Botrytis porri
Lineage: Eukaryota; Fungi; Ascomycota; Leotiomycetes; Helotiales; Sclerotiniaceae
Exons: 2
Coding region: 1-384 (127 amino acids)
Source: RefSeq, a predicted model, not a curated record
AUGAUCACCGGGGAAGUGGAACUACUGCAUUCUAUACUUGUGGAUGCUAUAAUACUUGACAAGUCAUCAUUUUGGGCAGGGUGGGAGAACGAGAAGAAGAAAGGAAGGGAAGAAGAAAGGAAGGGAAGAAAGAAGAGGAAGAGGAAGAGGAGAGGAAGAGGAAGAGGAAGAGGAAGAGGAAGAGGAAGAGGAAGAGGAAGAGGAAGAGAAGAGGAAGAGGAAGAGGAAGAGGAAGAGGAAGAGGAAGAGGAAGAGGAAGAGGAAGAGGAAGAGGAAGAGGAAGAGGAAGAGGAAGGAAGAGGAAGAGGAAGAGGAAGAGGAAGAGGAAGAGAAGAGGAAAAAGAGAAGAAGAAAAAGAAGGAAAGAGAGAGACAAUCAGCAUAA